Molecule: messenger RNA, 709 nt
Organism: Cantharellus anzutake
Lineage: Eukaryota; Fungi; Basidiomycota; Agaricomycetes; Cantharellales; Hydnaceae
Exons: 5
Coding region: 35-568 (177 amino acids)
Biological process (GO): mitochondrial electron transport, succinate to ubiquinone; tricarboxylic acid cycle
Cellular component (GO): membrane
Molecular function (GO): succinate dehydrogenase activity; electron transfer activity
Source: RefSeq, a predicted model, not a curated record
CACCACUCUUUCACUUCCCCCACCGAAGGUGACUAUGAUCGUAACCCGCACGAUUGGGCUUGGUAGGAAAGCCUUUGUGGCUCGAGCUGCAUUCCGCACACCGACCCAAAGGCUCAUCACUUCGUCUUAUCGAGCCGUUCAGGUCGAAAGUGUUUCGCCUUCCUCUCAAGCUAUUCUCAAUAGUCAACGUUUAAGGCGGCCAUCAAGCCCUCAUUUCACCAUUUACCAGCCUCAAUUGACGUGGCUCCUCAGCAUCGUUCACCGUGUCGCUGGCGUGGGACUCAGUGUUGGUUUAUAUGGUUUCCUGCUGGGAUAUUUGGCAGCGCCCGUUCUCGGCAUUCCAUUUGACUCCACUCACAUCAUUGAAUACGUUCAUGGCGUUCCAGACUGGGUAAAAUACACUGGAAAAGCAAUCGUAGCUUUUCCUUUCACUUUCCACUCUCUGAACGGGUUGCGCCACUUGUCCUGGGAUUUGGGAGCAUUCCUUAGCGUGCGUUCUGUGUAUCGCACGGGCUACACUGUGAUUGCAGCAUCCAUUGCUUCUGGCAUUGCACUCCUACUCUCAUAAGUAGUAAUGUUGACCCGAGCCGCCGCCUCCAUACCCGGUGUUCAUUACUGUACUGUGAUACGAAAUUAUGGAUUUCUGGUAGGGUUGUUUCAACGAAAUAGAAUACUGUAGCGUGCCUGAAAGUGGUGCCUUUUUUUAAAA